AUGACAACUUCACAGUUUGUUCGUAUUUGGAGACAUCUAGCCCAGCAGCCUGAUCACUCUUCCCGUCUCCAUUAUAAUCGAUUUCAAUUACUUUCUUCUCAAAACCCUCUAUUAUUUCGGCAGAUUUUUGAUUCUGGUUUAGGUGUCUCACUUUUCUCCGAAUUGAUCGAAGCUUUAUAUUGGUCUUCUGAUCAGCUCUUUUCAUCUGAAUUGUUCAAAGAUGGAGUGGCUAGCCUUCCUCGCAAAGAAGUAUUCCUUAUUAUCUACAAUAUUCUACUAGCGAUAGUUCAGUCGAAACAGGUCUCGAUUGCACUUGACUGUUUGACUCUAAGUGAAUCUGAACUACUUCGAAAACUUUUCCAUGUGCUUUCUACAUCUCUUUCUAAGGAUCCUGAGCUGAAGUCCUUUACUGAAAUAGCUUGCAAAAUUAGUUUGGAUGAAUUGCAGACCAAAUUCACAAAGGUCUGA
Molecule: messenger RNA, 468 nt
Organism: Protopolystoma xenopodis
Lineage: Eukaryota; Metazoa; Platyhelminthes; Monogenea; Polystomatidea; Polystomatidae
Source: the annotation of a GenBank genome assembly